Messenger RNA from Loxodonta africana (African savanna elephant), 4067 nucleotides. RefSeq names its product aldehyde oxidase 4-like. The record is from RefSeq and is a predicted model, not a curated record. The transcript has 35 exons. Gene Ontology annotation, molecular function: aldehyde oxidase activity; FAD binding; iron ion binding. Bases 57 to 4067 code for a protein of 1336 amino acids. NCBI's taxonomy places the organism in Eukaryota, Metazoa, Chordata, Mammalia, Proboscidea, Elephantidae.
UCUAUCUGCUCUUUUUAAAAAAUUAUUCUACCUUUGUGGAGGCACUUUUUCCUGGAAUGAUGCCUUCCCUUUCCAAUCCUGAUGAACUGAUUUUUUUUGUGAACGGAAGAAAGGUAAUAGAGCUGAACGCUGACCCUGAAGUAAAUCUACUGUUCUACCUGAGGAAAGUCCUCCAUCUCUCAGGCACUAAAUAUGCUUGUGGAGGGGGAGGCUGCGGCGCCUGCACAGUGAUGGUGUCAAGAUACAACCCCAAGACCAAGAAGAUCCACCAUUAUCCAGCUACAGCUUGCCUGGUGCCCAUCUGCUCUCUGCAUGGGGCCGCUGUCACCACAGUAGAAGGUGUCGGAAGCAUCAAAACCAGGAUUCACCCUGUGCAAGAAAGACUUGCCAAAUGUCAUGGUACACAGUGCGGAUUCUGCAGCCCGGGGAUGGUGAUGUCCAUCUACACACUGCUAAGGAACCACCCAGAGCCAACCCCUGAUCAAAUAACUGAAGCUCUUGGAGGUAAUUUGUGCCGCUGUACUGGAUAUCGACCAAUUAUAGAAAGUGGAAAAACCUUCUGUGUGGAAUCAACUCUUUGUCAAAGGAAAGGAUCAGGAAAAUGCUGCAUGGAUCAAGACGAGAGAUCUUUUGUGAAUAAACCGGAAAAAAUAUGCACAAAACUGUAUAAUGAAGAUGAAUUCCGGCCCUUCGAUCCAUCCCAGGAGCCUAUAUUCCCUCCUGAACUGAUAAGAAUGGCAGAAGAUCCAAACAAGAGAAGGCUGACAUUCCAAGAGGAGAGGACCUCCUGGAUCAUGCCUGUGACCCUAGAAGAUGUUCUGGAGCUGAAAGCCAGUUUCCCCAAAGCCCCCCUAAUCAUGGGGAACACUGCAGUGGGACCCAGCAUAAAAUUCAAAGAUGUAUUCUAUCCAGUUUUCAUAUCUCCACUUGGACUUCCAGAACUAUAUUUUGUGGACACCAUAGAUGAUGGGGUGACAAUUGGUGCGGGAUACAGCCUGGCCCAGUUGAAUGAUGCCUUACUCUUUACUGUUUUGGAACAACCAAAGGAGAAGACUAAGACCUAUCAUGCUCUCCUGAAGCAUCUGAGGACGCUUGCAGGGGCCCAGAUUAGGAAUAUGUCGACUGUAGGAGGACAUGUGGUGAGCAGGCCUAGUUUUUCUGACCUAAAUCCCAUUUUGGCAGCAGGAAAUGCUACCAUCAAUCUGAGGUCCAAAGAAGGAGAACGGCAGAUUCCUUUAAACAGCCAUUUCCUUGAGAGAUCACCUGAAGCUGACCUCAAAUCAGAAGAGAUUGUGUUAUCUGUUUAUAUUCCCUACUCUACUCAGUGGGAUUUUGUGUCAGGACUCCGGCUAGCCCAACGUCAGGAGAAUGCCUCUGCGAUUGUUAAUGCUGGGAUGAGUGUGAAGUUCGAAGAUGGCACAAACACUAUCAAGGACCUUAAGAUGUUCUACGGAGGCGUGGGCCCCACCGUUGUCUCUGCAAGCCAAACCUGUAAGCAGCUCAUUGGGAGACACUGGGAUGACCAAAUGCUGAGCGAUGCCUGCCGAUUGGUCCUGGAUGAGAUUUACAUUCCCCCAGAAGCCAAGGGUGGUAUGGUGGAAUAUAGGCGAACCCUCAUCAUCAGCUUACUCUUCAAAUUCUACCUCAAAGUGAGGCAAGAACUGAACAAAAUAGAUCCACAGAAAUUUCCUGAUAUCCCAGAAAAGUUCAUGAGUGCUCUAGAAGAUUUUCCCAUAGAGACACCCCAAGGACUUCAGAUGUUCGAGUGUGUGGAUCCCCGCCAACCCCCACAAGAUCCAGUUGGCCACCCAAUCAUGCACCAGUCAGCCAUUAAACACGCCACAGGAGAAGCUGUGUUUUGUGAUGACAUGCCCCCCAUUGCCAACGAACUCUUCCUGGCUGUAGUCACCAGCACCAGAGCGCAUGCAAAAAUCAUGUCAAUUGAAACUUCAGAAGCCCUGGCACUUCCAGGUGUUGUUGAUAUAAUAACAGCAGAUGAUGUCCCAGGAGAUAAUAACUAUCAUGGAGAGGUUUUCUAUGCACAGAAUAAGGUUAUUUGUGUGGGUCAGAUAGUUUGCACCGUGGCUGCCGAUACCUAUGCUCAUGCGAAAGCGGCAGCUAAAAAAGUGAAGAUCACUUAUGAGGACAUAGAACCGAAGAUUAUAACGAUAGAGCAAGCCCUACAGCACAAUUCAUUUCUUUCUGUUGAGAGAAAAAUCGAGCAAGGAAAUGUAGAACAAGCCUUUAGACAUGUUGAUCAAAUCAUUGAAGGUGAGGUCCAUGUUGAAGGACAAGAACAUUUUUACAUGGAAACACAAACCAUCCUGGCUAUCCCAAAACAAGAAGAUAAAGAAAUGGUGUUACACCUCGGAACACAGUUUCCGACCCAUGUGCAGGAAUUUGUGGCUGCAGCACUAAACAUCCCAAGGAACAGAGUCACCUGCUGCAUGAAACGAGCUGGCGGAGCAUUUGGGGGUAAAGUGACCAAGCCCGGGCUGCUGGGAGCUAUCAGUGCCGUGGCUGCCAACAAGACUGGCCGUCCAAUCCGGUUUAUUCUAGAGCGUGGUGAUGACAUGCUGAUAACUGCUGGCCGCCAUCCACUUCUCGGGAAAUACAAAAUUGGAUUCAUGAACAAUGGUGUGAUCAAAGCGGCUGAUGUUGAAUAUUAUGUCAAUGGCGGAUGCACUCCUGAUGAGUCUGAGAUGGUAGUGGAGUUCAUUGUGCUGAAAUCUGAAAAUGCAUAUUAUAUUCCUCAUUUCCGGUGCCGGGGUAGAGCUUGCAAAACCAAUUUGCCAUCCAACACUGCCUUUCGAGGAUUUGGCUUCCCCCAAGCUACAGUGGUAGUCGAAGCCUACGUAACAGCAGUGGCAUCCCAAUGUAACUUACUCCCGGAGGAGGUUAAAGAAAUAAACAUGUAUAAAAGAACUACCAAAACAGCACAUAAGCAGACAUUUAAUCCAGAGCCCUUGCGAAGAUGCUGGAAAGAAUGUCUGGAGAAAUCUGCAUUCUAUGCUAGGAAACAGGCUGCAGAGGAAUUUAACAAAGAGAAUUACUGGAAGAAGAGAGGGCUUGCUGUAGUCCCCAUGAAAUUUACCAUUGGCGUUCCCGUGACCUACUACAAUCAGGCGGCUGCUCUAGUCCACAUCUAUCUAGAUGGCUCUGUCUUGGUGACUCAUGGUGGCUGCGAACUGGGACAAGGCCUUUACACCAAAAUGAGUCAGGUGGCUAGUCGAGAACUGAACAUCCCCCAGUCGUACAUACACUUGUCUGAAACCAGCACAAUCACCGUGCCCAAUGCCUCCUUCACAGCAGGGUCCAUGGCUACAGACAUCAACGGGAAGGCCGUGCAGAAUGCCUGCCAAAUUCUUAUGGCCCGCCUUCAGCCUGUCAUCAGGAAAAACCCCAAGGGGAAAUGGGAGGACUGGAUUGCAAAAGCCUUUGAAGAAUCCAUCAGUCUCUCCGCUACUGGAUAUUUCAAAGGCUACAAGACAAAUAUGGACUGGGAGAAGAAGGAAGGCGAGGCAUUUCCAUAUUUUGUUUAUGGAGCAGUCUGCUCUGAGGUUGAAGUUGACUGUCUGACUGGAGCUCAUAAGCUUCGGAGGACUGACAUAUUCAUGGACGCUGCUUUCAGCAUAAACCCAGCCCUCGACAUUGGACAGAUUGAGGGAGCAUUUAUCCAAGGCAUGGGAUUGUAUACCACAGAAGAACUGAAAUACUCCCCAGAAGGUGUGCUUUAUUCUCGGGGUCCAGAUGACUACAAAAUCCCCACUGCCACUGAAAUUCCAGAAGAGUUCUAUGUCACUUUGGUGCGUUCCCGAAACCCUAUAGCCAUCUACUCAUCUAAGGGCUUGGGUGAGGCUGGAAUGUUCAUGGGAUGCUCCGUGUUGCUCGCCAUAAAUGAUGCGGUGACUGCUGCCCGAAAAGAGAGGGGACUGACCAAGACCUUCACCCUGAGUAGCCCAGUGACUCCUGAGUUCAUUAGGAUGACCUGUGUGGACCAGUUUACUGAUAUGAUCCCCAGAGAUGACCCUUCAACAUUUACACCUUGGUCAAUCCAUGUGUCUUAA